CUCUAACUCCAUUGCAGAAGAAGAAAUCAGCUGCUGCAGGAUAAGUAAAACCCCGAGAUGUACAUUAAAUAAUGGUUUGGUGUGAGGAGUUAUCAUUUACACAGAGGAUCUGCUGAAUUACUAAUAUGCAGAAACCCUUUGAUGACUUCUGAUACUGAAAACCCCAUUAAAUAACGGAGAAGAAAACUACAGUAACUGAAAAAGAAAAAAUGUUAGCGGAUCACGGUGGAGUUAUUUUGCUGCUGUUACUUCACCGCACAUAUGCACUUCUGGAAUUGACUGUUCCACCAUCUACAAAUGCUUUUGUUGGGACCAGUAUUCUUCUGCCUUGUACUUUCCGUGUGGAUAAACCACCUAUAAAUCCCAAUUACCUUGCCAUUUUCUGGCACUUUGGUGAAACAGAGCUGCUUAAAUAUGACAACAAAGGGACAGUUCUGUCAACCACAAGGGUGACUAUAGAUGACCGGGCCAUAUUACAAGGCAACGCCUCUCUGACUAUUCCUGGUGUAACUGUAUCUGAUGAAGGAACCUACAAGUGUUUAGUUAUUUACAACCCCGACGGCAGACAAGAAAAGCGAAUAAGAUUGGAUAUUAAAGCUUCACCAACAGUGAAAAUGAGUAGGAAAAUAUUAACUGAUUCUAAGCAAACUGUGCUCCAGUGUUCAAUCACUGGCUACUAUCCCUCUGAUGUUAAGGUGACUUGGCUAAAGAAUGGGAAAACGCUAACUAAUUCAGCUCGGAGCACACCACAGCGGAAUUCAGACAGAACCUUUAGAGUAAACAGCACAAUGAGCUUUACACCCGCUGAGGUCAGCGAUCAACCGGACAUUGUGUGUCAAGUGCAACAUAAUUCCCUAGAGAAUCCAAUCCAAGCUGGCUUAAAAGUGGAUGGAACUUUUCCUUCUGUGCAGAUUUUCUCCUCACCAGUUCAGAAGAAUGUGGAAGAAAAGUUUAUGUGUGAAGUGAGUGGACUCGACCCUAAAUUUGUCAACGUGAACUGGCUGCAGAGUGGGAGGGAUAUAGAGAUGAAGAACAUUAGUGCAAGCUCUGCUCUCUAUUACUCCUUAAGAACAACUAUAAACAGAGAACUUGAUACUAAUAUCUCUUGUGUGGUACAACAUGAGUCACUGUCUGAUCAUAUCUCUAAUACAAUACAACUGAAAGGUGAUGAUUUCAGACAACGUAUCAGAACGAGGGAAACUACAGUCGUUAUUCUGACCAUGUUAUUGACAGCGGUUUUAUCUGGGAUUGUGCUGUGGAAUUUGAUCAGCAAAAAAAAAUGUUUCCAGAGGUUUAGAGUAAGUCCCCUCUAUGAACCUCAAAUGUGGAAUAAUGCCAAGAAAAUCACAUUAUACUGUACAGCAUUUGACUGUGUGAAGGACGUCCAGGUGAUAUGGACGGUGACUGAGAGUGAUGGAAAUAAAGUUACAUUGUAUGACAGUCAGACCCAUAGGGAUGAAGAGAAAAACAAACUCAUCAGCAGUGACUACACUGUGAGAUCAGACAGAUCAGUGGCACAAGGACUGCACAAUGUUAUCACCACCUUGUCAUUCACACCCAGUGAACCAAAACACAAGGGCACCAAAGUUACCUGCAAGUUUAUCUGUGAUGGGAGAUCCAAGGAAAAGCAUGUGGAUUUGAAAUACGAUCUGCAAAGGACAGAUAUAUCGGAGUCUGAGAACAGGGAGCUGUCUACAAGAGACAAAGAAAAGCCGGAGAUAUUGGAGCCCAUAAAAUUAACCCUCUGUGCACCAGGAGAGGUGCUGUGCUCUGUGAAUCUGAGCAAGUUUUACCCUAAAGAUAUCCAAAUUAGAUGGAGCUGUGGAGUUGGACAUUACAAUGAACUUAGCACUAGUAAAGAUACAAUUACAGUUAAUGAAAACCAGACCUAUAAUGUAAAAAGUGAAAGUAAAAUCCCAGAGGAUCUUUUUAAUGAACCAGGAUUCAGAGUGCAGGUGACCUGGGAACAUGAAUCCACGGAUAAGCCUGAGAAGAGGGAGCUGUCUACAAGAGAUGCAGACUUUCCUUGGCGCCCACAAGUGACAGAAAUAACAAAACCACAUUAUUUCCUACAUCUUAAUGAAGCAAAGCUGCAGUGUAAAAUCUCUGGGUAUUUCCCUAAUGCUCUGGAUGUGAAAUGGUUAAAAAAGGAAGCAGGAAACCAGGAAUUAUUCCCUUUGUCUCAUGGUGACCAAUACAAGAUCCCUGAGCUGGAAGAGACCAGAGAAGCAGAUAACACGUUCACCUGCACAGCCAGUCUGAUUAUUGUCACUGUGUCAUUGCAGACAGAGCAGGGAGCAGAAUUUAUCUGUCAGUUGGGACAUCCAAGUCUAGAGGGACCCCUGGAGAGAAGCACAGGACCACUCAUUGUAAAAGAUAUUUUAUGGGUAAGGAGCAUUUCCGUUUCUGACAGAGCCAUCACAUUAGAGGUCAACAGCCACAACCCAGAAGACAUUGUGAUAAAAUGGAGUCGAGUUAAGUCUAAACCUAAGAAUGAUAAGAUCGUUGAUGGCCACAUAAAACAAAGUCAUAAAUCUAACGGUGACGGCAGCUGCACAAUAAAUCAUGUAUGUGAGGUCAUGAGAACAAGAGAUCUAUUGAAAUCAAAAGACAUUUACUUUAAAGCUGUGGUGGAGCACAAGAUACUGAAGUGUCCAAAGGAGCUGAACGUCUUACGCAGAGGAGGGAAAUUUUACCUAAUGUUAGAGGGUAAGGAGCAAAUUCUUCUGACGGACAAACCUCAUAUGUUUAAUGCAGCCAACACCCAUCAGACCACAGGACAGUGAUACAGUUGUUGUGCCCUUAGAUGCAGAGAUCCUUCAAGCAGCAGAAAAGUGGUAUCUGGAAGCAAGAAGAAAAAAUCCUCUGAAAAGAAAUUCAAAAAGCAGCUGCAAAAACAAAAUAGACUCCUAUACACAGUAUUGCAUAUACCUCAAAUGUCACAGGUCACUUGCAUAAAACACUUAAAAUAUACUUUAUUUUAAAUUAAUAACUAUUAUAUAAAUUAUCAUGUAAAGAUAAUGAUAGUUUUACUAAUCAAAGGAUAUAAAUAAACAUAAAAUUAGAAGCAUAUGUAAGUAUGCACUCCAAUACAAGUGGAGAUCAAAACCCUAAUGUAAAAGCCAGGAGCAGGUGUAAGGGGUGGAGCUUGAGGAGCAAUGUGUACUCUGGAGGCGGUGCCAGCCAAUCAUGUGCUGCAUUGAUGGUUUGGGAACAGAUACAAGAUAACCUGGGUGCCAGCGUUUGGGCAUUUCUGGGUAAAGUUUGGGUGGUCUCAAGUUUUACUUAGAGAAACUCUAAUGGUGGCAGCACGAAACCAGGACAUAUUUCAUAAAUCUGGACAAUUCUACAAUAUAUUGGAAGUUCUGUGAUAUGAAGGUGAGUGGGUGAAGGAAACAAAAGGUAAUUGGAGCUUUUUUUAAAAAUAUGUAAUGCAUCAAAUUAAAAGUCAGCAGGAAAGUAAAUAUAGAAACAAGCAAAAAACUGCUUAUUCCAUAAGUUUAAAAUAAUGGCACACGUAGUAAAAAUUAUAUGUAUGUGUAAUACAGACUGUCAAGCUAGUCUGAUGCGUUUCGGCUGCUGACAGCCUUAAUCAUAGACUCAAUUACUCUAUUCUCCUAUGGAGUUUAAAUACGCUCCCUCGCAAUCUUAUUGGUAGCCAAACACCCUGUGUUAAUCCAUCAGUCUGAAUUUAAAGAAACAGUAAACCUUUACCUAGUUAUCGUCAAUACCUAAAUGAUGACAUUACUUUAGUUAUACUUCUACUUUUUUUUUUUUUUUUAAAGGCUUUUUCUCCAUGCCAUGUUGAUUCUACAAAUAUAAAUGUGUAUAUGAACUGCCUAACUUAAGUGAACUUCUCCCCUCCUACAUCAUUUAUUUAAAUAACUAAUCAUAUCUGUCAUCCAAUAUUUACAGAGAACCAGGAUAUGGUGAAAUACUUUUAUGACCUUCCAUACUUAUUAAUAGUGUAUACAUUAAUAUGGGUACAUAUCCAACCACCAUCGUGCAAUUCUCCAAUUUGACAUAAGCUAAAAAAAAAUAUAUAUAUAUAUAUAUAUAUAUAUACAGUUUAUAUAUAUUAUCAGAUCUUAGUAUAUCAGAUAAGGCUUAUCUUAAGGCCUAUUGCCAAAAAUUAAUGAUGUCACCAUCAAUAUUCAUGCCUUCUAAUCUACGUGUCUUUAACGUGAAGAUCCAGAAGGCUUCUUUCUUAAAAAGAUCUUGUAAUCGAUUUCCACCUCUUGGUUUCCUUUUCACCAGGUCUAUUAUCAUCCAAUUAAAAGAACUGGUGUUUCCCUGGUAUUCAAAUACAAAAUGCUUAGCCGCUCCUUUAGAAGUUCUACCAUUUUCAAUAUCGUUAAGGUGUUCCCUAAUCCUGGCCCUUGUUUCACGUGAGGUGCACCCCACGUAUUGUUUCUGACAGCUGGUACAUGUAAUCAUGUAUAGGAAAGUAAAUAUGGUUGGAGGCAAGUGCUGCAGAGGUUAACGUUACGUCCAUUAAAUGUCAGAUAUAUUAAGAAACUGUGAAAUUUGUUUAGAGUCCAAUAUAUGCUGCAGAUAUUGGACAUGAACUGUAGGUGCUAUUUUCUCAUCAAUAAUUAAACUAUUAGCUUUUUUUUAUACUGUUAAUAUUCUUAUUUGUAAGGUUAUGACUCUAUUCUACAUGUCUAAUGUGACAGCACCAAACAGGUCAUAUUUACAUGUAUCUAAACAUUGUUCAUAGAUACUACUGUUCCCUAAUCAUAUGACAUUUUGAAAUGUACUUUGUAAAUAACGAGAGAGUCCAGAAGGCAUUUAAACCCUACAUACAAAAAAACAACAAGCUAUAAAAUCUGAUCCACUAUCGCAAAUUACACAAUUUUUACUUCAUAACUGGUGUUUCUGGCGAGCAUACAGGCUCGUCAGAAACACGGGCCCUAGAUAGAUAGGCCCCAAUAUCUCAAAUGUAUUUUCAAAGAGAUAUUCAAAUAUAGAUCUCGAGAUAUCUAGACAUAUAUAUUUACAUUUCUCGCUAUAAAUAGAUAUAUCUGUCCAAAUAACAUCACCUAUAUAGAGAAAUAUUUGGAAAUAAAUAGAACAUAUUCUGUUAACAAAAAAACCUAGCAAUAUGAAAUAUUCACAUUUUCAUGUACACUUUUCCGAGGAGACGAACUACUAUUUGUCUUCUCCAUUGACUACGUAAUUGCGCUCGCAAUCUGGCUUUAUGUAUAACGCAGGUUAACGUGUGCAAAAUAAUUUAUAACUUGUAAUACCCGUGCAACCCCAAAAGUGAAAAAACCAUAACGCUUAGUGUUUUCGCAAUUCCAAAAAUCAGAAUUGCUGUGCGACUUGUAUUCUUGCCCUGUUUUGGGAUUUACUGUGUUUGCCCAAUCUCUAUAGCAAAGACAAAUCACAGAACUAAAUUACAAUAUUAAUAUCAUAGUUUUGUUAUUAAUUUAGGUUUUCUUCUUAAAGGGAGAGUCCAGCCAAAACUGGAAUCCACAUGGAUAUAUUUCAUAUUUGAAUAGAAGCAUUUUUGUAAUAUCCAUGUAUUAGCUAAAAUACUCCUAAUAAAAGAUAUAGCUGUUUUAAAAUUGUAUUUAAGUAUGCACCGUGCACCAGUAUUUUAAAUACAGCACUCGCUCAGAGAGCCUAAGGUGCUUGUACCAUCUAGGCAUGACUCAAUUUGUUAAUUGUUGACAUCAUACAAGCCCCACUGGCCCACUGAGCCUCUGCAGUAUUUAAAAUGCUGCAAAGCCAAUUAAUUUGUUAUAAACACAUUAAGAGGCCGAAUUAUCAAGCUCCGAAAGGAGCUUGAUGCCCCGUGUUUCUGGCGAGCCUUCAGGCUCACCCAAAACACAAUUUAUGAAGCAGUGGUCUAAAGACCACUGCUCCAUAACCUGUCCUCCUGCUCUGAGGAGGCGGACAGACAACGCCGAAAAUCAACCUGAUCAUGUACGAUUGGCCGCAAAUCUGCGGUGCAAUGCUGGUGCAAUGAUAAAUGCUGAGAGCGUAUGCUGUCGGCAUUUAUCAAUGUGCAGCGGACAUGAUCCACAAUAUCGGAUAAUGUCUGCUCACAUAAUGAUAAAUAGGCCCCUAAAUAUCAAAUGUACAAUGUUUAGCUUACAUAACUGCACAUUACAUGUGCAUUAGCCUUACAUUUGCAUUAGCAAUGUGCAGUUAUGUAAGCUAAACAUUGUACGUUUGAUAUUUUAUGCUUUUAUAACAAAUGGAUUGGCUUUGACUUAUGAUUGGAUCAUACCAUUGAGUGAAAUCAGAGGGUUACACCAGCAGACGAUCUCAGAGGAGCAUAGACCUGAGCUCAGUAAGCAGAGACACUGUGAGAUCUCAGCAGGUCAUUACUGGCACAGUCUGUGCUAUUACACUUGUGAGUACAUUUCUAUCCCUUGUGGGUAUUGAAAGGGGGAAUUGUUUGCUCUAAGAGAGUACUAUUCAUGAUUAAGCACCGAUGUCUAAGCACAUCCAGAAGAUGUAGAUUAUUUAACCUGCUGCAUAUUCUGUAGCGUGACAGUAUUAAACCCCAGUCCUUGUCUAGUAUAGGGUCAUUCUGAUGUGAAACGUAUGUGCUAUUAUAUCUUCAUGCAAUGUCCUCAUUUUGUAACAUGAUCACACUGGGUACCAACUGAUCAAAAAUGAUUUGCCUUCCCGGAAUGGAACUAGUAGGAUAAUACAUCAAAUAUGUCAUUAAUGGAUUUAAAGGGCAGUUAAACACCUUGUAAUUACAAGGCACUUUUGUUAUCUUGGGGCAAAAUAAAUAAUGAAAGUAUAUUGGCAAGUUGUUUCACUAAACAUAACAAAACCUUUUAUAUUAAAGGGACAUGAAACCCACUUUUUUUCUUUCACGAUUUAGGUAGGACAUACAAGUUUAAACAACUUUCCAGUUUAAUUCUAUUAUCAAAUUAAGCUAAUAACAAUUGGUAUAUAUAUGCAGCCACCAAUCAGCAGCUAGAACCUAGGUUCUUUGCUGCUCCUGUGCUUUCCUAGAUAAACCUUUCAGUAAAGGAUAACAAGAGAAGGAAGCAAAUUAAAUAAUAGAAGUAAAUUGGAAACUUGUUUAAAAUUGUAUGUUCUGUCUCAAUAACAAAUGUCUAAUUAUGACUUUACUGACCCUUUAAAUCUCAAGGCGUUUACUGUCCCUUUAGUCCCAGCUCUUGAGUAAGUUGUAGUUUGAUGUUUUCUGACUCAAGUUGCUGAUUAGCUUUUUUAACCCCAGGCUGGUCUGUCAAGCAGUGACCAAUAAUGUGAAUCCAACAUUUUAUAAUCCUGUCAUCCAAUGUGUUUAAAUGGCGCUAGUGGCCACUUCUUUACAUAUAUGCAUGAUGUUAUUCAUUUUGUAUUUUUAUUAUAUAUGUAAGUAAAUAAACUUACAAUGUUACACUUUCA
Messenger RNA from Bombina bombina (fire-bellied toad), 7380 nucleotides. RefSeq lists its product as uncharacterized. NCBI's taxonomy places the organism in Eukaryota, Metazoa, Chordata, Amphibia, Anura, Bombinatoridae. The record is from RefSeq and is a predicted model, not a curated record. The transcript has 13 exons. Bases 210 to 2786 code for a protein of 858 amino acids.